ACGUCAGUUCAGAAGAAGGCGGCGCACGCGGACGCUCGGCUCCAAGCUUCCUCGAGGCUAUCAUGAGAAAAGUGCGUCUCCGCAAGGAGAGCGGACAUGGAGCGGUGACACCGAGUCGCUAGGCUGCCGACUGAACCGAGCCGCUGUCGGAACCGAGCCGCCGUCAGGCAGAACCGGAACAUGGCGACUCUCCAACAGUGAGGAACUUCAUCCCAACAUUCGCUGCAACACGUUUCUCUCCUCUGUUUUUGAAACAUGGACUCCUCUGGAGAUUUGACCUUUGCUCAGCAUGGACCCGUGAACCCCAGGAGCAGUCUGGACCGGUCAGAUCUUACCGGGCUCUACCAUCUGGGUCGUACACUGGGAAGGGGUCACUUCGCCGUCGUUAAACUGGGCCGUCACGUCAGCACCGGCCAGCUGGUGGCUGUGAAGAUGAUUGAUAAGACCAAACUGGACGUGAUGGCAUCGAGCCACCUCUUACAGGAAGUCAGGUGCAUGAGGCUGGUGCAGCAUCCCAACGUGGUUCGGCUCUAUGAGGUCAUUGACACCCCCACCACACUCUACCUGGUCAUGGAGCUGGCCGAGGGCGGGGACCUUUACGACUACAUCAUCCGCCAUGACGGAGGUGUGGCCGAGGGCACUGCCAGGCGUCAUUUCGCCCAGAUCGUGCGUGCCGUGGCAUACUGCCAUCGGCUCCAUGUGGUGCACCGGGACCUGAAGCCAGAGAAUGUGGUGUUUUUCCCCCAGCAGGGAGCUGUGAAACUGACAGACUUUGGGUUCAGUAACUUAUUUCAACCAGGGAUGAUGUUGGCCACCAGCUGUGGGUCUUUAGCAUAUUCUGCGCCAGAGAUCCUGCUGGGAGACGAGUACGAUGCUCCAGCUGUAGAUAUCUGGUCUUUGGGUGUGAUCCUGUACAUGUUGGUCUGUGGAGUCCCUCCCUUCCAGGAGACCAACGACAGCGAGACUCUGGUCAUGAUUCUGGACUGUCGGUACUCUGUCCCCGAACACGUUUCUGACGACUGCAGAGAUUUGAUCUCCAGGAUGCUGCAGAAGGAUCCAACUCGUCGGGCUUCCCUCGACGAGAUUGAAGCUCACCAGUGGCUCCAGGGCCUGGAUGAUGUUCUCCUUAGCCCCGAGGCCCCACCACACUGGGUCUCGGGGGCACUUGGUGCCACCUUUCCUUCCUCGGGGGCCCCUGAGUGUGGGGAUCUGCUCGCUGUGAGGCCUGCAACUCAGCAGGCGGCCCCUCGGGUGUGGCAGCCGAGCUUCACCCUUUGUCCAGCUCCAGUCGAAGAGCCUCCUGCCACCAAAAAUCUCCCUGCGCUGCAGCAGAUCUGUGAGGAGGAGGAAGAGGAAGAGGAGGAGGAGGAGGGAGGUUUUGAUAAAGAUAUUGCCAUUAUGGUAAAUCCAGGAGGAGAAGAUGAGGAGAUGUUAGAAGGGUUAGACAAUCCAGACUGCAAGGAAGAGGAGGAUCAAGCUGAAAUGAGGAUGCUAAAGGAGAACGAGGACAGUGGUUGUGUGAUAUCAGAUCAACCCAUCAGUCACUGGGACGAGACACUCAGUGAGACUCCCUCCUCCUUGUCUGGUUUCGGGAUUCCAUGUUGGCAAGCAGACCUCUCAAACGGAGAAGAUGAACCGAACAACAACACAGAGAAACCCGAUCCUGUUCUCCACACGUCAGAGUCCUCUCACUCCCGUGUCUCUGCAUCCUCGACCAGCUUAAAGGAGACGACGAAGACGGAAAAAGAAGAUGAUCCGAACAAGAGAACGUCGACUGAAAAGUCUGGGCCUCACAGCCCACAGGGAACCCGGGAUGAGUUGGCGCCAAAGGUGGAGCAAGGGAAACGACACAGCAUCAAGCUUCGCGAGAGACUCUUUCAGUUCCCUCUGUGUGAGAAAGCUCUGGCCUUCAACAUCCCGACAAACAAAAAGCCCAAAAUCCUGCCGCUGGCUCAAUACAACUGCUGCCAUGUGCUGUAACGAACAUCAGCCCGGGACGCUAUCCGAUGACCUGCACGCUCUCUGGGGAGCUGCUUAGCCGUCGGCCGGUAAUCAAAGACUUGCGAUGUGGCAAACAGGCUGAGCCGAGCUCCAAGAGGAUGAGGUAACCUUCGAUGUUCAAACUAGGCAUGGGUCGACGGUUGCAAGGUAUACCACAGUGUUAAAAAAGCAAGGGGUCAAAACCACACAUCUUUCCAUCAUGGAGUUUCUUAUAGUUGAAAUACCAUUGAUAAGGUACCAGACAUAGUGGUUUUUGUGUUUUUCCCCUGUCUUCUGGUUACAUGGGGUGCUGAGCAGUGCUCCCCUCUUCUCUACAGUUCUGUACUGUAGCUGAUGGGGUAAAAUACCCUCAAUUGUUAUGUUUGUUAUAAAAAAAAAAAACAUUGGUCGGUCGUAUGUUUUAUCUGGUGGAUAACUCAGUCAGUCGUGGCUAGUCUCUUAUCCAGUUAAACGUUUGCAAGAAGCUACAAGACAGCAUGAAGCCCAAAAACAUUAAAAACAAAA
Molecule: messenger RNA, 2505 nt
Organism: Nematolebias whitei (Rio pearlfish)
Lineage: Eukaryota; Metazoa; Chordata; Actinopteri; Cyprinodontiformes; Rivulidae
Gene: snrkb
Product: SNF related kinase b
Exons: 5
Coding region: 256-1980 (574 amino acids)
Biological process (GO): microtubule cytoskeleton organization; intracellular signal transduction; protein phosphorylation
Cellular component (GO): cytoplasm
Molecular function (GO): protein serine/threonine kinase activity; ATP binding; tau-protein kinase activity
Source: RefSeq, a predicted model, not a curated record